Cynocephalus volans (Philippine flying lemur) is the source of this 1339-nucleotide messenger RNA. RefSeq names its product dehydrogenase/reductase SDR family member 7. The transcript has 7 exons. NCBI's taxonomy places the organism in Eukaryota, Metazoa, Chordata, Mammalia, Dermoptera, Cynocephalidae. Gene Ontology annotation, molecular function: oxidoreductase activity. The record is from RefSeq and is a predicted model, not a curated record. Bases 159 to 1178 code for a protein of 339 amino acids.
GGCGCCCUCGCGCGGGCGUUUUCCUGCCCCACGCGGGGCGGCCGCCGGUGCGGAUCUGGGCGCGCCCGGGCCGCCCCGCCCUCCUGCCGGCCCUGGGCGGAUCCGGGAGGCGACGGCGAUAGAUCCUCGGCCGUCCUCCUCCCGCCGAGCCGGGCGCGAUGAGCACGGAGCUGCUGCUGUGGCUGCUGGCGCUGUGCGCGCUGCUCCUGCUUGUGGUGCAGCUGCUGCGCUUCCUGCGGGCCGACGGCGACCUGACCCUGCUGUGGGCCGAGUGGCAGGGGCGACGCCCAGAAUGGGAGCUGACUGACAUGGUGGUGUGGGUGACUGGAGCAUCAAGCGGAAUCGGCGAGGAGCUGGCUUACCAGUUGUCUAAACUAGGAGUUUCUCUUGUGCUGUCAGCCAGAAGAGUGGAUGAGCUGGAAAGAGUGAAAAGAAGAUGCCUUGAGAAUGGCAAUUUAAAAGGAAAAGAUGUACUCGUUUUGCCCCUUGACCUGAUGGACAGAAGUUCCCAUGAAGGGGCUACCAAAGCAGUUCUCCAGGAGUUUGGUAGAAUCGACAUUCUGAUCAACAAUGGUGGAAGAUCCCAGCGUUCUUUGUGUGUGGAUACCAGCAUGGAUGUCUACAAGGAGCUAAUAGAACUUAACUUCUUAGGAACAGUGUCCUUGACCAAUUGUGUUCUGCCUCACAUGAUUGAGAGGAAGCAAGGAAAGAUUGUUACUGUGAAUAGCCUCAUGGGUAUUAUAUCUGCACCCCUUGGCAGUGGAUACAGUGCUAGCAAACAUGCUCUUCGGGGUUUUUUUAAUGGCCUCCGAACUGAACUUGACAAAUACCCAGGUAUAACAGUUUCUAACAUUUGCCCGGGACCCGUGCAAUCAGACAUUGUGAAGAAUUCACUAACAGAGGCAGUUACAAAGACUGUAGGAAGUAAUGGAGACCAGUCCCAGAAGAUGGCAACCAGUCGCUGUGUGCGGCUGAUGUUAAUCAGCAUAGCCAAUGAUUUGAAAGAAGUUUGGAUUGCGGAUCAACCUUUUUUGUCAAUGCCAUAUUUGUGGCAAUAUAUGCCAACCUGGGCCUGGUGGAUAACUGGCAAGUUAGGGAAGAAAAGGAUUGAAAACUUUAAGAGUGGUCUGGAUGCAGACGCCUCUUAUUUUAAAAUCUGGAAGAAAAAACCUGACUGAGACAAGCACUUGCACUUUUCAAGCCACUGGAGGGAGAAAUGGAAAACAUCAAUCCUAUGCAUGGAUCCUAUAAUUUGUGAUUUUACUUUUUAAUAGAUACAACUUUGCUUUCAACAUGUAAUGAAUGAAAAAUAAAAGACUGUUGUGAAUCUUUCAAAAAA